AUGUUCUAUAGAGACAUUGGUGUAUCAAAAGAUCUAAAUGAACAGUUCAGGAGGCAUUUGACAAAUUCUGCUGAACCUUUAGAUAUAGAUUUCAGUAUACAAGUUUUAUCUUCUGGUUCAUGGCCAUUCCAACAGUCAUUCACAUUUUCUUUGCCGACCGAGCUAGAAAGAUCUGUACAUAGGUUCACUACUUUCUAUAGUUCGCAGCACAGCGGUAGAAAGUUAAAUUGGCUAUAUAAUAUGUCUAAGGGAGAGCUACAUACAAAUUGUUUUAAGAACAGAUACACAUUGCAAGCAUCGACUUUCCAAAUGGCAGUUUUGUUAGCGUAUAAUGGAUCUACAUCGUGGACAAUACAACAAUUGCAAUAUGCAACGCAAAUAAAGAUGGAUUUUUUACUACAGGUUAUUCAAAUACUUUUGAAAGCCAAGCUUUUAACCGCAGCUAGCGACGAUGUGGCUGAACUGACCCCGUUAUCGACGGUAGAACUUUUUACAGGAUACAAGAACAAGAAAUUAAGGGUAAACAUUAAUAUUCCAAUGAAGACGGAAUUGAAAGUUGAACAGGAGACUACGCACAAACACAUAGAAGAGGAUAGGAAACUUUUAAUUCAAGCAGCAAUUGUUAGAAUUAUGAAAAUGCGGAAAGUAUUGAAGCAUCAACAGUUGGUAGCAGAAGUAUUGAAUCAAUUAAGCUCUAGAUUCAAGCCGAGAGUACAUGUCAUUAAGAAAUGUAUAGAUAUUUUAAUUGAAAAAGAAUAUUUGGAGCGCACAGAAGGUCAAAAGGACACUUAUAGCUAUCUGGCAUGAUCAGGGCAACGAUACAACAAUAAAAAUAAAAUAAAAACAACGUACACAUUCACUCACUCACUUUCAUUGAUAUAUACGUAUCAGACUAUUUAUUUAAGGUCUCGAGUGUAAUUCCCUAUUUUUAUUCUGUACAUGUAUACCUUUGUAACAUACUAUCAUUCUGGUCGCAUUUAGAGUCUGGCUUUUUAUAUAUCUUUUAAAAGAUAUAUGAAUAUAGCAUAAAAAAAUGUUAAUAAAAUUAUUUUGUAAUUAUUAGCCUAUGCUAGAUGCGUUACUGUCUGUGCUGGUUUUCAAAACGAGGCAUAUUGCUUCGCUGUGGUGUCACAAACAUCAUUUAAGAUUUUAGACAUAGAGAACGUACAUGAAAUUAUAUUUUAAAAAAUGUUUUUAUUGCAUUAUUAAUACCAAUAUUUUUUGGUCUUGUAACUGAAAAUAUUAAGAACAAUUUAUUUUUUACAAACUAGUAAGAAUGUUGUAAAUGUAGAGAAAA
Molecule: messenger RNA, 1297 nt
Organism: Wasmannia auropunctata (little fire ant)
Lineage: Eukaryota; Metazoa; Arthropoda; Insecta; Hymenoptera; Formicidae
Product: cullin-1-like
Exons: 6
Coding region: 1-807 (268 amino acids)
Biological process (GO): protein ubiquitination; SCF-dependent proteasomal ubiquitin-dependent protein catabolic process
Cellular component (GO): SCF ubiquitin ligase complex
Molecular function (GO): ubiquitin protein ligase binding
Source: RefSeq, a predicted model, not a curated record